UUGUAAACUAUUUACCAGAGUAUAAACCGGAUUCACAAACUUGAAGAACAGGAACGAGAAGAAAUCUGAGAGAGAGAGAGAGAGAGAGAGAGAGAGCUGGAUCCUCACUGCUGCUGCUGCUGAAGUGUCGUCGGAGGAGCGUGAGAAGCUCCCGGAGGAGAAAAAAUGAGUCUCCAGGAGGAGCAGUGUGAGGAGCUCCAGAACUCUAAGAUGAAUCUCCAGGAGGAGCAGCGUGAUAGUCAGAGUGAAGAUGAUGACAGAUCCCCCAGUGAUGUAUCCAUGAAGAGUGACCAGUCAAUGGACCCCCCUGAUAACUUUAAUGAUGGAAAAACAUCUCAGAGGAGUGAGGGUGAAGACAGACCCUCCUCUACAGCAUCCAGCGGUGUAUUCAUGAAGAGUGACCAGUCAAUGGCCCCACCUUUCAAAUUUAAAGCAGGAGGAACAUCUCAGAAAAGUGAGGGUGAAGACAGACCCUCCUCUACAGCAUCCAGCGGUGUAUUCAUGAAGAGUGACCAGUCAAUGGCCCCACCUUUCAAAUUUAAAGCAGGAGGAACAUCUCAGAAAAGUGAGGGUGAAGACAGACCCUCCUCUACAGCAUCCAGCGGUGUAUUCAUGAAGAGUGACCAGUCAAUGGCCCCACCUUUCAAAUUUAAAGCAGGAGGAACAUCUCAGAAAAGUGGAAGCGAGGAAAGAUCAAUCUCACCUGCAUCCAGUCAGCGGUCAGUGCAACAGCCAAUCAGUUCUAAUGAUGGAAGAUCAUCUCACAGAAGCAUGGACCAAAAAUCUGAUAAAAAGCUACAGAAGAAGAUCAAGGAUUUUCUCUUCAACAUCUUUAAUGAUGUGGAGACGAUGAUCAUUGGGUUUGUAAAGCAUGACCUGAAAAUGUUCAAAACAUUUCUGAGAAAAGAAAACACAGACUAUUACGGGACCAAGACGAAGGAGGAGGAGUUUCAUCUGAGAGAGGAUGUUCUUAAUAUGACGCUGUUUUAUCUGAAGAAGAUGAAACAUGAGGAUGUCGCUUCUGCUCUUCAGAAUGAACUGACUGGAUUUUACCAGCGUAAACUGAAACUGAUACUGAAAAAGAAGUAUCAGCACGUGUGGGAAGGAAUUUCAAAACAAGGAGAGUCCACCAUUUUAAAUCAGAUCUACACGGAUCUCUACAUCACUGAAGGUGGAGCUGGAACUAUAAACCAGGAGCACGAGGUGAGACAAACAGAAAAGCAGAAAACCAGAGUAACAAAGGAAGCAUCUCAAAUGCAGCAGGAGCAACAAAUUGAAUGUCAGAACAUGUUUGAACCACUGCCUGGACAAGACAAGAACAUCAGAAUGGUGCUGACACAGGGCAUGGCCGGCAUUGGAAAAUCCAUCUGUGUGCAGAAGUUUGUUCUUGACUGGGCUGAAGGGAAAGAAUAUCAGGACAUCAGUUUCAUUUUGCCUCUGCCUUUCAGAGAACUAAACUUGAAGAAAGAAAAGUGCAGCCUGAUGGACAUCAUCUCUGAGUUUUUCCCUGAAACUAAAGGACUGAGGUUCACAGACAGGUAUAAAGUCAUGUUCAUCCUUGAUGGACUUGAUGAAUGUCGACUCCCUUUAGCAUUCCAGAAAAAUGAAAGAUUGACAGAUGCAUCGAUGCCAGCCACACUGGACGUUAUACUAACCAGCCUCAUCAAAGGAGACCUGCUUCCCUCAGCUCUGAUCUGGAUAACCACUCGACCUGCUGCAGCUGCUAGGAUCCCUGCUGACUGUGUGGACCGGGUAACAGAGGUCCGGGGCUUCAAUGAUCAACAGAAGGAGGAGUACUUCAGAAAAAGAAUCUGUGAUGAGAGCCUCGCCAACAAUAUCAUCAAACACAUUAAAGCAUCACGGAGUCUCUUCCUCAUGUGUCACAUUCCUGUCUUCUGCUGGAUUUCAGCCACAGUUCUUGAGAAGAUUUUGAAGGAAACAGAAGAUGAAGAGACACCGAAGACGCUGACUGAGAUGUACACCUGCUUUCUGAUCUUCCAGACCAUCCAGGGGAACCUGAAAUAUACAGGACAAAACUCCCUGGAUGUUCCAUGGGAUAAAGAGGCCAUACUGGCACUGGGAAAGCUGGCAUUUUAUAACCUGGAAAAAAGCAACCUGAUUUUUUAUGCAGAAGAUCUAGAAGAGUGUGGAAUUGAUGUCAGUAAAAUCUCUGCAUACUCUGGCCUGUGCACUCAGGAAAGAAGCAGGUUUGCUGGCACAGUUUUUAGCUUUGUGCAUCUGAGCAUUCAGGAGUUUAUCGCCUCUUUAUAUGCAUACAUGCGUCUCAGAAAUGAAAAUGUGAAUGUUUUUAACCAAGAGUCGACAUCAUCAGAGAACCCUGAGGAGAAAUCUAUGGAACUGCUAAGGACAGUAGUGGACAAAGCUUUGGAGAGCAACAGUGGACACCUUGAUCUUUUUCUUCGGUUCCUUCUGGGUCUGACAGUUGACUAUAAUCAGAAACUCAUACAAGGUCUGUUGAAGUCCAGUGGAAGAAGCUCUGACUGCCAGAAGUCCAGUGAAAGAAGCUCUGACUGCCAGAAGUCCAGUGGAAGAAGCUCUGACUGCCAGAAAGAGAUUGCUCAGUACAUCAAGAAGAAGUUUGAUGAAAACCCAUCUCCAGAGAGAUCCAUCAACCUGUUCUACUGUCUGAAUGAGUUAAACGAUGAUACUUUAGUAAAAGAGAUCCAAGACCGCUUAAGCUCAGGUCGUUUGUCUGAAGCUGAACUUUCACCUGCACAGUGGUCUGCUCUGGUCUUUGUGUUGCUGACAUCAGAGAAAGAUCUGGAUGUUUUUGAGCUACAGAAGUUCAUAAGAUCAGAUGAAUGCUUUAGGAGGCUGCUGCCAGUCGUCAAGGAGUCUAAAAGAGCUCUACUCAGUAGCUGUAACCUGACAGACAGAAGCUGCUCAGCUUUACUCACGAUUCUUAAAUCUGAAUCCAACCUGACCGAGGUGGAUCUGAGCAACAACGACCUGCAGGAUUCAGGAGUAGAGCUGAUAUCUGCUGGACUGAAGAAUCAGAACUGUAAACUGAAGAUACUGAGACUCAGUCAGUGUAAUCUGACAGAUGAAGGAUGUUCAGCUCUGUUCCAAGUUCUAUCAUCAGAUUCCUCCACUGUGAGAGAACUCGACCUGAGUAACAAUCAGAUUCAGGAUUCAGGAGUCAGACUCAUUUCUGAUCUACUCAACAAUCCAAACUGUAAACUACACACUGUGGGACUCAGUCAGUGUAAUCUGACAGAUGAAGGAUGUUCAGCUCUGUUCCAAGUUCUAUCAUCAGAUUCCUCCACUGUAAGAGAACUCGACCUGAGUAACAAUCAGAUUCAGGAUUCAGGAGUCAGACUCAUUUCUGAUCUACUCAACAGUCCGAAGUGUAAACUACACACUGUGGGACUCAGUCAGUGUAAUCUGACAGAUGAAGGAUGUUCAGCUCUGUUCCAAGUUCUAUCAUCAGAUUCCUCCACUGUGAGAGAACUCGACCUGAGUAACAAUCAGAUUCAGGAUUCAGGAGUCAGACUUAUUUCUGAUCUACUCAACAAUACCAACUGUAAACUACAAAGUUUGAGAUUAUCAGAUUGUGGUGUAAGAGAGGAAGGUUAUGCUGCUCUGGCUGAAGCUCUGAGAUCAAACCCAUCAUCAGAGCUGAUGGAGCUGGAUCUCAGAGGGAACCAUCCUGGAGAUUCAGGAGUAAAACUACUCGAUGAUCUAGUACAGGAUCCAAACUGUAAACUGAAGAAACUGAGGUUGGUGAAAACUGACGAUGCUGAGAAAGCAUUAAAGUCUCUGAGUGAUAAACUUCAUGUGAACCCGUUACUGCAGAGUGAGCUGGAUCUGAGUCACAAAAUAAAAGGACAUCCUGGAAUGACGAGGUUUUCUGCUCUACUGGAAGAUCCACACUUCAGACCAAAGAAACUCACGUUGUGUGGGUGCAGCUUAACAGAGAACGACUGCACUACUCUGGUUUCAGCUCUCAGUAGAAACCCAUCACACCUGACUGAUCUGGAUCUGAGUCAAAAUCCAAUAAAAAACUCAGGAGUGAAGAAGCUCGUUCCUCUACUGCAGGAUCAUCAAUACAAACUGAAACAACUCAAACUGAGAGAUUGUGAGAUCUUAGAAGAAGGUUAUGUUGCUCUGGCUGGAGCUCUGAUGUUAAACCUCUCAUCACCUCUAACUGAUCUGGAUCUCAGUGGAAAUAAUCCAGGAACAGAAGGAAUGAAGAUGUUUAAUGAUUUAUUAAAGAAACCAAAAUCUAAACUGAGAGUGAGAUUUCUGAGUAGAAGCCCUGAGAUGGAUGCAGCUUGUGAUUAUCUGAAUAAAAUGGAUAUAAAGAUGUUAGAACUGAGUGAGGUGGAUCUGAGUGGAAGAAGAAAUAUUGGAGAUUCAGGAGUUAAACAUCUAUCGACUGUACUGAAGGAUCCACACUGCAUGAUUACAAAACUUACAUUAUCAGAUUGUGAUGUAGGAGAUGAAGGUUAUGUUGCUCUGGCUGAAGCUCUGAACUCAAACCGUUCAUACAUGAAGGAGCUGGAUCUCAGAGGGAACCAUCCUGGAGAAUCAGGAGUGCAGAAGAUCUGUACCGUAUGUAAGGCUGGAUGGUUAAACUGGACAAAUGAAAUUAAGCUGAGGCUGUUUAAAAGUCCUGAUGCAGAGGAAGCCUACAUCACUCUCAAUCAGAUUCUAGGUAAAAACAUCUUACUGCAGAAGAAACUCCAUCUGAACUCCAAAUCACUGAAAGAGAUCAAAGUGAAUCAACUAUCAGCUCUGCUGGAGGAUCCACACUGUACAAUCCAAAACCUUACGUUGUGUGGGUGCAGCUUAACAGAGAACGACUGCACUACUCUGGUUUCAGCUCUCAGUAUAAACCCAUCACACCUGACUGAUCUGGAUCUGAGUCAAAAUCCAAUAAAAAACUCAGGAGUGAAGAAGCUCGUUCCUCUACUGCAGAAUCAUCAAUACAACCUGAAACAACUCAAACUGAGAGAUUGUGAGAUCUCAGAUGAAGGUUAUGUUGCUCUGGCUGGAGCUCUGAUGUUAAACCCAUCAUCACCUCUAACUGAUCUGGAUCUCAGUGGAAAUAAUCCAGGAACAGAAGGAAUGAAGAUGUUUAAUGAUUUAUUAAAGAAACCAAACUCUAAACUGAGAGUGAGAUUUCUGAGGAGAAGCUCUGAGAUGGAUAAAGCUUGUGAUUAUCUGAAUAAAAUGGAUAUAAAGAUGUUAGAACUGAGUGAGCUGGAUCUGAGUGGAAGAAAUAUUGGAGAUUCAGGAGUUAAACAUCUAUCGACUGUACUGAAGGAUCCACACUGCAUGGUUACAAAACUCACCUUGAGGAACUGCAGCGUUACAGAUAAAAGUUGUACUGAUCUGAAAUCAGCUCUUGAUGUAAAUCCAUCACACCUGAAAGAUCUGGAUCUGAGUUACAAUCAACUAGGAGAUUCAGGAGUGAUUCAGAUCUCUCAUCUACUGAAGAAUCCACAGUUCAAACUCCACAACUUCACAUUAUCAGAUUGUGGUGUAGGAGAGGAAGGUUAUGCUGCUCUGGCUGAAGCUCUGAGAUCAAACCCAUCAUCAGAGCUGAUGGAGCUGGAUCUCAGAGGGAACCAUCCUGGAGAUUCAGGAGUAAAACUGCUCGAUGAUUUACUACAGGAUCCAAACUGUAAACUGAAGACACUGAGGUUAUUAAAGUCUUCUAGAGCAGAAGAAGUCUACACCUCUCUUUGUUCCACUCUGGGUCAGAACCUCUUAAUACUGACCCAGAUGAAGCUGGAGAGGAACCCAGGGGGGGUAUCAGGAGAUUCCAGAGUGAAGCUUCUCUCAGCGUUUCUGCAGGACUCUCACUGCAAACUGCAGAAACUCCAGAUUAAUGAUGAUGAUCUAACGAUGAAGAGCUGUUCAGCUUUAUCUGAAGUUCUGAGAUCAGGAUCCUCCAGUCUGAGAGAGCUGGACCUGAGCAACAACAACCUACAGAACUCUGGAGUACAGAAGCUCUGUGAAGGACUGGAGAAGAAAGAGUGUAAACUGGAGGUUCUGAGAUUAUCAGAUUGUGGUGUAGGAGAUGAAGGUUUUGCUGCUCUGGCUGAAGCUCUGAAAUCAAACCGUUCAUACAUGAAGGAGCUGGAUCUCAGAGGGAACCAUCCUGGAGAAUCAGGAGUGCAGAUGAUCUGUAGCGUAUGUGAGGGUGGAUGGUUAAACAGGAAUAAAAUUAAACUGAGGCUGUUUAAAAGUCCUGAUGCAGAGGAAGCCUACACCACUCUCAAUCAGAUUCUAGGUAAAAACAUCUUACAGCAGAAGAAACUCCAUCUGAACUCCAAAACACUGAAAGAGAUCAAAGUGAAUCAACUAUCAGCUCUGCUGGAGGAUCCACACUGUACAAUCCAAAACCUCACGUUGUAUAAAAAAGGCAGCAUUACAGAAGAAGACUCUGCUGGUUUACUUUUAGCUCUGGUUUUAAAUCCUGCUCACCUGAGAGAGCUGAAUCUGAACCAGAAUAAACCAGGAGAAUCAGGAGUGAGAAACCUGUGUGAACUGGUGAAGAAUCCUCGGUGUAAACUGGAGAAACUAAAGCUGAAUAACUGUAGUAUAACAGAGAAGGACUGUAGAGAUCUGGCUUCAGCUCUGCACUAUAACCCCUCAUACCUGAAGGAACUGGAUCUGAGUCAGAAUGGAUUAAAAGAAUCAGUGAAGGAACUGUUCAGUCUACUGAAACACUGCAAAAUAAAAUUUGAUAAAUCAGAAAUGUUUGGAUUUUAAGGCGAGGCCAAAAAAUGACCAGCAGAUUUCUGAACCCUGCAGCUCCUCUAUAUCACAAAAACCAGCAAAAGAUAAAGAAACUCAAAACACAGAUGAGGAGGAAGGUUCCUCACCCACUUCAGACAGUAAAGACAAAACAUUUUGGUAUAACUUGUAACCCACACAGUGUAAUCAUUAAUUCAGGAAUGGUGGAGACCCCCAGGACAGCAGUGUGACAGUAACUCAAAAACACUGGAGGCAGCUGGAGGCUAGAUUUUUCUCCCCAAUCUAGUCUUGUCCAAUUACCCUGAUUGCGUCCUCUAAACUAAUUCGACCCUUCACCGCUGACUGAAGACACCUCUCAACUGACAUACACCCCCUCCGGCACGUACAGUCAGUACACACUGCAUUUUUCACAUGCACGAGUCGAGUUCAUACACCAAUCGGCACUGUGUAUGGAGGGCCACACCCCCAUCAGCAUUAUUCCUCAGCCCUGUGCAGGGGCCAUCAGUCAGCCAGCAGGGGCCGCAGUUGAACCAGUUAUGAGGACCUAUGAUCCAACUUAACCCUUAACCCUAUGAACAACAGCCAAUCGUUGUUAAUGCAGCCGCCCAGCCCAGUCGGAAGGUAGAGCUGAGAUGUAUUCGAAACCCCAACUCCAGUGUGCUAGCGUACUUUACCGCUGUGCCACCUGAGCGGCACGAGGGAUUUUAUGUUUUAUUAAUUUUUGCUGUUCCUUAUUGUCUGAUCUUUUGUCCUCGCUAUGAGCUGUGCUAUUAACAAAUGUCUCAACGCACACACACACACACACACACGCACACACACUACUAUAGCUGUAAAGCUGAUUAUCCAUCCAACAGGCGCUCUCAUCUCUUUUGUUUGACUUUUGUUUUUUUAUUCUCUGACCAAAUUCCCUUUUGUGCCCAGCUUCUUUCAUUUCAUAAUGAUCACUGUAGACGUCCUUGUAACACUUAAAGUUUAAGAUUUUGUUUUUUUUUAAUUGCCCUGUCAUGCCCUGAUCUGUGCAUGACUAUAAUGCGACGGUGAAGAUCUACAAACGAUACCUUGGACUUGGUUCUGUUUUUGUCCUGACGAUGCAGUGUUUAUAGACUCAGGUGUUCCUUUCUGUUAGAUCCUAGUUACACUUAUGUCCAUAUACUUAUGGUAUUAGGCCUAGUAUGUCUACACUUUGCACAGCUUAAGAGCUGAGCAUGCAGUUCUAAAUGGUGUUUAGGCUGGUUUUGUUGUUGUUGUUGAGAAACAACCUAACAAAUGUUAAUACCUAACAAAUGGUGGAGAAUGUGGGCAAUCUAGUCCAGGUCAGUGAUCUUCUCUAAGAUUAUUUAUCUGUUAAAUUAUGAAUCUGUUUCUCUGUUUUGAGGAAAUAUUGUGUUGAAAUUGUUUAACAUUGAGAGUACUGUUAAGAAUACGUAGAGAUUGGAAGUUCCAAAGCUACUUAUCUGGUUACUCUGUUUCGUUUUAGGGAUCCUUGUUUAUUUUGUUUAUUUCCUCUGACACUCCUCCUGUCCUUUUUACUUUAUUUUAUAGAUUUUAUCAUUCUGUAAUUUUAUCAUUAUUGGGAGAGGAGUAAUUCCUUGAAUUGUAUAUUUUGGUUACU
Molecule: messenger RNA, 8341 nt
Organism: Trichomycterus rosablanca
Lineage: Eukaryota; Metazoa; Chordata; Actinopteri; Siluriformes; Trichomycteridae
Exons: 33
Coding region: 166-6744 (2192 amino acids)
Biological process (GO): intracellular signal transduction
Molecular function (GO): protein binding
Source: RefSeq, a predicted model, not a curated record